This is a messenger RNA of Drosophila teissieri, 530 nucleotides long. Its product is annotated as agrin. The transcript has a single exon. The record is from RefSeq and is a predicted model, not a curated record. NCBI's taxonomy places the organism in Eukaryota, Metazoa, Arthropoda, Insecta, Diptera, Drosophilidae. The coding region runs from base 114 to 347 and encodes 77 amino acids. Gene Ontology annotation, molecular function: protein binding.
UCUCGACAAGCGACUAAUUCGAAACUCAGUCUUAAUUGAAUGCUCGCAGCGAAACGACGACGUGUUGCGCACAGAAAAACCUAUUCAUUCCAUACAUCCACGUAGAAAAAACCAUGAAGUUUCUGACUUUGCUGGCCGUCCUGGGCCUUUUGAUCGCCCUCUUUGCCGGAUCCACGGAGGGCAGCUAUUGUCCUUGCGACCUGAAGACCAAGGGCACUGAGGUCUGCGGCUCGAAUGGGGUUACCUUCAAAAACCGCUGCGAGUUCGAGUGCAGCCAAAGGGAUUACAAGAAACUGGGACGCACCCUGAACAUCAAGAACGAAGGACCUUGCAGCUCGACGAUCUGAUAUGUUUCUAAAUCUUCGGUCCCAAUUGGAAUUGGAGUCAAAUCCGUAGAUACUGUAGUGAUGAGAUAGUUCUCGAGCUGAAUAAGUAACUAUCAAAAGCUUAAUACUCUUGUUGAAACCAUCUGAAAAUGCUUCCUCUCGUUUAUCAGUAAUGUAUAUUAUAACCAAGAUACUCUAAACAAA